Molecule: messenger RNA, 3027 nt
Organism: Prosopis cineraria
Lineage: Eukaryota; Viridiplantae; Streptophyta; Magnoliopsida; Fabales; Fabaceae
Product: pentatricopeptide repeat-containing protein At5g16420, mitochondrial-like
Exons: 1
Coding region: 16-1707 (563 amino acids)
Molecular function (GO): protein binding
Source: RefSeq, a predicted model, not a curated record
AAUCUGAAUACCCAAAUGCUCGGAGCUACACUCUGCUCGGUGCCACCGUCUUCAACCUCUCUGGUCUAUUUGCUUGAAUACUCAUCUUUCUUCGCCAUGAAUGUCUAUUACAGCUUCUCUCUCCGUCGCCUUCGUAGACUGCAUUCUCCACCACCUUAUAUCACCGCAGCCACUUCCUUCUCCACGACCGCCGCCGCCGGCUACUUUGAUUCCACUCUUAUCAAAUCCUACACCGUGACACCGCCAAUCAAACCCUGGCCUCAGCGCCUCUACCCCAAGCGUCUCGUUUCAAUGAUCACCCGUCAACAAAAGCUCGACCUUGCCUUCCAAAUUUUCGACUACGCGGGCAAAUAUCAUCCUGGGUUUUCCCACAACUAUGAUACAUAUCACGCCAUCAUUCAGAGACUCUCCCGGGCACGUGAAUUCGAUCAAGUCGAAGAACUUCUCUCUCAGUUGCAGCGCUCUGGAAUAAAAUGCGGCGAGCAAUUGUUCAUAAAUUUGACUCGGAGUUAUGGGCUUGCAGGUAAGCCCAAACUGGCCGUUAGAACCUUCUUGCAGAUAGAAGCAUUCGGGAUUAAUCGAUCGGUGAGAUCGCUGAACACUUUGCUUAAUGCUUUGGUCCAGAAUAAACGAUACGAUUGGGUUCACUUGAUGUUUAGAAACUGUAAAACGAAGUUUGGUGUUAUACCUAAUGUCUUUACCUGUAACAUUUUGAUUAAAGCUCUUUGCAAGAAAAAUGACGUUGAGGGUGCGAUUAAGGUUAUGGAUGAGAUGCCAGUAAUGGGUAUGAUUCCAAAUGUGGUGACUUAUACUACAAUUUUAGGUGGGUAUGUUUCUAGAGGUGAUAUGAAUGGUGCUAAGAGGGUUUUUGGUGAAAUUUUUGAUAGAGGGUGGUUACCUGAUGCUACUACUUACACAAUUUUGAUAGAUGGAUUUUGUAAGCAAGGGCGUUUGAUCGAUGCAAUUAAGGUAAUGGAUGAUAUGGAAGAGAAUGGGGUUGAACCAAAUGAUGUCACUUAUGGGGUUAUGAUUGAGGCUUACUGCAAGGGCAAGAAAUCCGGGGAAGCUUUUAACUUGCUUGAUGAUAUGCUUGACAAAAAAUAUAUACCAAGUUCAUCAUUGUGUUGUAAGGUCAUAGAUUUGUUGUGCCAGGAAGGAAAUGUUGAAAAAGCUGUUGAGCUGUGGAGGAGGCUUUUGAAGAAGAAUUGUACUCCUGACAAUGCUGUAUCUAGUACUCUGAUACAUUGGCUUUGUAAAAAAGGAAAUAUAUGGGAAGCAAAGAAAAUGUUUGAUGAAUUGGAGAGAGGUUCUAUUCCCAGUCUCUUGACUUAUAACAUGCUAAUUGCUGGAAUGUGUGAGACAGGGGAACUUUGUGAGGCUGCUAGGUUAUGGGAUGACAUGGUGGAAAAGGGGUGUGUUCCUAAUGCUUUUACAUAUAACAUGCUGAUUAAAGGAUUUUGUAAAGUUGAUAAUGCAAAGGGGGGUAUCAAAAUUCUGGAGGAGAUGUUAGAAAAAGGCUGUUCACCUAACAAAACAACUUACUCAAUGUUGAUUGAAGGGCUUUCUGUUUCAGGAAUGGAGGAUGAAAUAAAAAGGGUAGUUGCAAUGGCUUCAUCCUUCGGAAUUGAUAGUGAUACGCAGGAUCUUUUCUUAAGUAAGGUCAAUGAAGCUAGACGUGAUAAAAAUUUAGCUGCAAAAGUCUCAUAAACUGCAGAGUAAAAUGUGUCAAUGUUGUGAAAUGCAGACUGCAUGAACUUGUAAUUGGUGGAAGAUGACAUGUAACAGUCAAGGUGUUUCGUAUAAUGUGGUGGUAUUCUCAGAGCUUGUGUCUGCUAUAUAUGUGACAAAAUACAGUCCAGUUUUAACUUGAGAGCUUUAAGGAGUUGCAGAAAAAUUGUUGUUGCAGGGUUUGAUCUUUGAGUGAUCUAAUUACAGCAGCAUACCAUUUAGCAACAUGUCACAGCUUAAUCUGCUAAGUUGAAGCUCUGUUUGUACUACAUUGUACCUGGGACAUUUAUUUGCCAAUUCAAGUAUCUUGUCCUACAGCUUAGGGCGGGCUGUAAAUAACUAUCCUGGGUGUCUCCGUUGCUGAAACAGACCUUGAGAACCAAUAUUUGCAGGUUUCUCUUGUUCUCUGCUGAUGGCAGUGCGUGAAUUCUAUCAACAAAGACAUACGGUGAACUUCUAGUAUUGCUUUAACUUGUUGCUACGCUAGGAUGGCAUAGACAGGUUACUCAAUCAAUUGUUCAAGAAUUGUUGAAGGCUGCUUGUGGCACUAUCAGUAGUCCAUGUUGUGGAGGUCAGAUGAAGCUGUAGUAAAUAAUGCAAUCAAAGUUGUAUGGAGAAAACACGACUCAGACUAUGGAUGGUUUUCUCUGAAUUUGGAUACUCACAAACCCUUUUUGAACUCGGAAAUUCAGUUAAAUUGAACUUUAUUUGGUCAAAUCAUGCCAUGAAACCCUGUUGACCCAAUUUAGGUAUAAGCAGUUCUUGUCUAUUUAUUGUUCUCCACGGACGUGAUACUUGAUGAUAAAUAUUCAGCAUUUCUGCUUUGAAUGACAACGCUAAUGGGACCGAUGCCUGAGUGCCAUCUGGUGCUGCAUGUGGCAAAACUUUUUGCAACUAGUGUGAAAGUUAUAUUUCCUCCAUCUGUUGGAAGAAAAGAAUGCUUACCCGUUGCCUUGAUCAUAAAAUGGAGAAAGUAAGGUGUGAUGAAAUUCUUGGGGUGUAUGUUGAAUACACCCCACCAUUAGCUUUAUGGAAAAGAAUAAUGCAGGGAAUGUUUCUUCAGCAUCAUGGCAGGUCUUGCUCUCAAAACCAAGGUUCUAAGAGAAGGAAUGUGGAGAGAACAGGGUGCUGUAUUGUCGGUGCCAGGAGCACUAAACAUUAACCAGUUAAAUAUUUGAUCAAGAUAACCUUGAAUUGGUGUAAUUUUAAUCUAUUAUUUGAGCAUAUUGUCACUUUUCUGUAAAUCAGUCUUGUAGCAUUCACCAAAUCUGUUCUUAGAUUUUUUUUUUUUUGUGAAUA